UGGGGGUGAGGGUGAGCCGAGCCGAGCCGAGGAGCCGAGUCCAUCCCCUCCACGCGAGCAGGGAAGGCGGCGGCCGAUAAAAGCUCCCGGCGGAGAGGUGAGGAUCACACUCGCAUCCUGCAGUCUGCCAGAGCCGCUUCCCUGCUCGACCGUUCGCCGUCCUCACGACCUCAUCCUUCUCCUCUCUCGCUGAUCAUGGGGAUGCGCUCUCUCGAUGCCGAUUGUUUGCGUGCCAUGCGCCGCCUGGUGGCCGGACCCAAGGACCCCAACCGAUGGGUCUUUGAAAAGACCUGGGACCUCAACCCUUCCCGCUCCAAGCGGUUGACGCUCGGCUUCGACCUGCUGCGCAAGCUGGACAUCUGCACCGUCAUUGAGAGCCCCUCCGGCCUGGGCGUGAAGCUGUCCGUGCUCGAGUUGCAACACCUUCUGACGCCCUCCAUGCGGACCGACGUGUUCGAACACCUGGACCGCCCUCAGGCUGAGGGGGGCGUGAGCAGCAGAGCCGGCAACAUGGAGUUCCAGUGCGUCACCCUGCGCAACGGAGAACCGGGGCUGCGCCUCGCCAAGGGUGAGAGUUUUGUGAUUUUGGGGGAGGUGUCUUGCACCGCCCUGUACUAUGCUGCUCCAGCCAUCCUGCAACGUCUCGAUCUGUUGGACUCGGUGGGAGAGUUGGGCGCGGAGUGGCUCGUGCGGAGCAUGGAGGUGAUGCGUGCCCAGGCCCGCAGCAUGGGACAGCAGGCCCUGUCUCGUGAGAAAGAAGUGUACCCUGUGAUGACCGCUCUGAGCGGCAAACUGGGCUCAGUCAAACUGAUGGCGCCCACGCUCGAUAUAGAGGGAGAAUUUAUUUCAGACAUGCUGUUCCGCCACAAGGAACUCUUUGCAAGAAUGUUCAUUGAUUACAUGCGAUCUGACGAUGGCGACGUGAACGCCGAGUCUGCUUGAAACCAAAGAGACUGUGAUGGUGUGCCCAUGUAGGUCCCUAAGGCUUGUACAUAGACUAAGGUUUUUGUGUUUUUUUUUUUUUCUUGAGCCUCUGACGGCCAUGUGUACAGAGAUAGGGCCUUGUGUGUGUGUGUAUAUAAGCAUUUGUAUGUCGCCGCAACGGGCGAGCCCGACCAUGUUCACCGAAAUUUUGAAUUAU
Molecule: messenger RNA, 1141 nt
Organism: Thrips palmi
Lineage: Eukaryota; Metazoa; Arthropoda; Insecta; Thysanoptera; Thripidae
Exons: 2
Coding region: 196-942 (248 amino acids)
Source: RefSeq, a predicted model, not a curated record